This is a messenger RNA of Phodopus roborovskii (desert hamster), 2680 nucleotides long. It is a transcript of the gene Sik1, whose product is annotated as salt inducible kinase 1. Gene Ontology annotation, cellular component: cytoplasm. NCBI's taxonomy places the organism in Eukaryota, Metazoa, Chordata, Mammalia, Rodentia, Cricetidae. Gene Ontology annotation, biological process: protein phosphorylation; intracellular signal transduction; microtubule cytoskeleton organization. The record is from RefSeq and is a predicted model, not a curated record. Gene Ontology annotation, molecular function: magnesium ion binding; ATP binding; tau-protein kinase activity.
AUGCGGCGCGGCCCGGGCGGCGGCGGCAGCGUUGGCGGCGGGCGCGAACGACGGGCGCCGAAGCCGAGCGAGCAGUCGAGCAGGCGGCGUCCCGGGUCGGGCGCACGGAGGGCGGCGGAGGUGCUGCCCGAAGCCAUGGUGAUCAUGUCGGAGUUCAGCGCGGUCCCCUCGGGCACCGGCCAGGGCCAGCAGAAGCCCCUCCGGGUGGGCUUUUACGACGUGGAACGGACCCUGGGCAAAGGCAAUUUUGCGGUGGUUAAGCUGGCGCGGCACCGAGUCACCAAAACGCAGGUUGCAAUAAAAAUAAUUGACAAGACUCGGUUAGAUUCUAGCAAUCUGGAGAAGAUCUACCGGGAGGUCCAGCUGAUGAAGCUCCUGAAUCACCCCCACAUCAUCAAGCUCUACCAGGUUAUGGAGACGAAGGAUAUGCUUUACAUUGUCACGGAGUUUGCAAAAAAUGGAGAAAUGUUUGAUUACCUGACUUCGAAUGGGCACCUGAGUGAAAACGAGGCUAGGAAAAAAUUCUGGCAGAUUCUGUCGGCAGUAGAGUACUGCCACAACCAUCACAUAGUUCACCGGGACCUCAAGACUGAGAACCUGCUGCUGGAUGGCAACAUGGACAUCAAGCUGGCAGAUUUUGGAUUUGGGAAUUUCUAUAAGCCAGGAGAGCCCCUGUCCACGUGGUGUGGGAGCCCCCCAUAUGCAGCUCCUGAAGUCUUUGAGGGGAAGGAGUACGAAGGUCCCCAGCUGGACAUCUGGAGCCUCGGCGUGGUGCUGUACGUCCUCGUCUGUGGCUCCCUUCCUUUUGACGGACCCAACCUGCCAACACUGAGACAGCGGGUGCUGGAGGGCCGGUUCCGCAUCCCCUUCUUCAUGUCUCAAGACUGUGAGACACUGAUCCGACGCAUGCUGGUAGUGGACCCUGCCAAGCGCAUCACCAUUGCCCAGAUCCGCCAGCACCGGUGGAUGCAGGCUGACCCCACCCUUCUGCAGCAGGAUGACCCCACCUACUCCAUGCAGGGCUACACCUCCAACCUGGGCGACUACAAUGAGCAGGUGCUGGGCAUCAUGCAGGCCCUUGGCAUCGACCGGCAGAGGACAGUGGAGUCUCUGCAGAACAGCAGCUACAACCACUUCGCUGCCAUUUACUACCUCCUGCUGGAGCGCCUCAAGGAGCACCGAAGCACCCAGCCCUCAUCCCGGCCCAGCCCUGCACCUCCCCGGCAGCCCCGACUCCGAAGCUCGGACCUCAGCAGUCUGGAGGUUCCUCAAGAAAUUCUCCCAUGUGACUCUUUCCGGCCCUCUCUGCUGUGCCCGCAGCCCCAGGCCUUGGCUCAGUCUGUCCUGCAGGCCGAGAUGGACUCUGACCUCCACGGCUCACUUCAGCCCUUAUUCUUCCCUGUGGAUACCAACUGCAGUGGUGUGUUCCGGCACCGUUCCGUCUCUCCCAGCAGCCUACUGGACACAGCUAUCAGUGAGGAGGCCAGGCAGGGUCCUGGCCUGGAGGAGGAGCGGGAGGCCCAGGAACCCUUGCCUGGCAGCACAGGGCGGAGGCAUACACUAGCUGAAGUUUCCACCCAUUUCUCCCCAUUCAACCCUCCUUGCAUAAUCGUCUCCUCCUCUGCCACAGCAAGUCCCUCAGAAGGAACCAGCUCUGAUAGCUGCCUCCCGUUCUCUGCAAGUGAAGGUCCUGUGGGGCUUGGUAGUGGCCUGGCCACCCCAGGGCUGCUGGGCACCAGCUCUCCAGUCAGAUUGGCUUCGCCUUUCCUGGGCUCACAGUCAGCCACCCCUGUGCUACAGGCUCAGGCGGGUCUGGGCAGAGCUGUCCUGCUUCCUGUCAGCUUCCAGGAGGGACGGAGGGCAUCAGAUACCUCACUCACUCAAGGGCUGAAGGCCUUUCGGCAGCAGCUGAGAAAAAAUGCGAGGACCAAGGGGUUCCUGGGGCUGAACAAGAUCAAAGGAUUGGCACGCCAGGUGUGCCAGUCCUCCAUCCGAGCUCCCCGGGGAGGCAUGAGUCCCUUCCACACCCCAGCCCCAAGCUCAGGCCUGCAAGGCUGCACGGCCAGCAGUCGGGAAGGCAGGAACCUGCUGGAAGAGGUGCUACAUCAGCAGAGGCUACUCCAGUUACAGCACCACUCAGUCACCUCUUCUGGCUGCCAGCAGGGCCCCCAGCCGUCCCCUGCCCCGUACAUGUUCACUCCCUGUGAUGGCCUCCUCAUGUCUGGGAUCCCACUGCUGCCAGCGCCGCUCCUCCAGGCUGGCAUGUCCCCCGUGGCCUCUGCUGCACAGCUCCUGGAUACCCACUUGCACAUCAGUGCCGGCCCAGUGGCUCUACCGACUGGGUCCCUGCCACAGUGCCUCACCAGGCUGGCCCCGAGCUGUGACCCUGCUGGGCUGCCACAAGGGGACUGUGAAAUGGAGGACCUGACCUCUGGCCAGCGGGGGACAUUUGUCCUGGUACAGUGAGAGUGGUCCUGCGGCGCCCCCCGCCCCCCCCUUGGUCCAUUGACUCUUCCAAGCAAUAAUUUCAGAGUAUGUGAAGAUGGUUUCGGACUCAAAGCCAAGAACUUUUUAGAAGUGAAACAAGCAAUAUGUUUGGUGUAUGGGCUUUUUAGGAUUUUUGUUUUGUUUUAAUGUUUUCCUUGCACUGAGUGACCUCAAUGAUCAGUAGGGACUGAAA